AUGGCGGAAACAAUACCCAUCAUCGAACUCGACGGCCGAACAGGCGAAGGAGGUGGCCAGCUUGUGCGCAUAGCCUGCGCGCUGGCGGCAGUCGCAUCCCAACCAAUUCGCAUCACCAACGUAAGAGGCAAUCGUGAAUCUCGCGGUGGCCUCAAAUCUCAACACGUCACCGCCAUCCAGUACCUCGCCGAGGCGACGGGGGCCGACGUCUCCGGGCUAUCCGCCGGCAGCCACACGCUCGAGUUCCACCCGCAACUGCGCCCCUCCGAGCUCGCGAGCCGCAGCAUCAAGAUCGCCGCCGACUCGCCGGCGGCGUCCACGAUGCUGAUCUUCCAAGCCGUGUUCCCCUUCCUGCUCCUAGCAGGCAACAGCAAGGGCGAGGCGGUCCGGCUGGAGAUCUCGGGCGGGACCAACGUGUCCUUCUCGCUGUCGUUCGAGUACCUGGACCAGGUGCUGCUGCCGACGCUGCAGGAGGCCUUCGGCGUGCGCGUCGAGCGCCGCCUGCUGCGCCGCGGCUGGAGCCUGGGCAAGCAGCAGCGCGGCGCCGUCGAGUUCCGCUUCACCCCGCUCCGGCCGGGCGAGCCGCUCCGGCUGCGGAAGGAGGGGACCGUGUACGGCGGCGAAAAUGCGCUCUUGGGGGACGUGGACGAGGUCGAGGAGAUCGACGUCUCGAUGAUCGUCCCCGAGCAGAUGCAGGAGUCGUUGGAGGGCGCGCUCGAACAGAACUUGCAGGAUCUGUUCCCGAAUGCGAAGGUUGAGUUCAAGCUCACAGAGGACAGCGGCGCUGAUUCACGGAUAUACGUCCUGUUGGUCGCUAAGGCUAAAGGGGGGAAGGUGCGCUGGGGGAGGGAUUCGCUUCAGUCGAUGCCUAAGAAGCCUAGAGGCAAGGGGAAGGGUGGCUUGCCGACCCCCAGCGCGCUGAGCGAGAGCAUCGCCGGAAAUCUGUCUAGGAAGCUAUACAGCGAGGUGGUAGUCGGUGGGGCGGUCGACGAAUUCUUGCAGGAUCAGCUGGUCAUCUUCCAGGCUUUGGCCGAAGGCCGGACAUCCUUUCCUCGAAGUGACGCUAAGGACGGCCUCGAGCAGGGGAUGACAAAGCUAGCCAUGGACGGGAAGAUGUCUAAGCGGGCUGUGGACAAGCCAUUCGGCGAGGGGAGCACCCACACAUCCACCGCCCGGUGGGUGGCAUCGAAGUUGCUACCGGAUGUUGCAUGGUACGGCGAUGGUAGAGUCUGCGAGGGUGUCGGGAUACACAUGGAGAAGUAG
Chaetomium fimeti is the source of this 1263-nucleotide messenger RNA. RefSeq names its product RNA 3'-terminal phosphate cyclase domain-containing protein. Gene Ontology annotation, molecular function: RNA-3'-phosphate cyclase activity. Gene Ontology annotation, cellular component: nucleus. The transcript has 2 exons. The coding region runs from base 1 to 1263 and encodes 420 amino acids. The record is from RefSeq and is a predicted model, not a curated record. Lineage: Eukaryota; Fungi; Ascomycota; Sordariomycetes; Sordariales; Chaetomiaceae. Gene Ontology annotation, biological process: RNA processing.